Osmerus eperlanus (European smelt) is the source of this 3411-nucleotide messenger RNA. RefSeq names its product sorting nexin 27a (gene snx27a). The transcript is spliced from 13 exons. The record is from RefSeq and is a predicted model, not a curated record. Gene Ontology annotation, molecular function: protein binding; phosphatidylinositol-3-phosphate binding. Lineage: Eukaryota; Metazoa; Chordata; Actinopteri; Osmeriformes; Osmeridae. The coding region runs from base 104 to 1798 and encodes 564 amino acids. Gene Ontology annotation, biological process: endocytic recycling; signal transduction; intracellular protein transport. Gene Ontology annotation, cellular component: early endosome.
GAUAACAACCGAGUCAGUCUGGAGAAGGUUGUCUGAGAGCGUAUUCGGUGUUGUUUUGAAUCUGCUAGACACGGACCGGAGGGGGUAGUGUUUUCAAUAGAAGAUGGCGGAUGUUGAAGGCGAUGAAAUUCGGUCGGCUCUACCUUCGGCAUCUCGUAAUGGACCUAGUGUUGGUUCGGUAGUCGGUACCACCGGACUAAAUACCACAACGGUGACGUCAGGUCCAAGAGUAGUAAGAAUUGUCAAGUCGGAAUCGGGCUAUGGAUUCAACGUUCGUGGUCAGGUUAGCGAAGGGGGACAACUGCGGAGCAUCAAUGGGGAAUUGUACGCCCCUCUUCAGCAUGUUAGUGCUGUUUUGCCCGGAGGAGCAGCGGACAGAGCUGGCAUAUCAAAGGGUGACAGGAUCCUUGAAGUUAAUGGGGUAAGUGUCGAGGGGGCCACCCACAAGCAGGUGGUGGACCUGAUCCGGGCCGGAGAGAGGGAGCUGGUGCUGGCUGUGCUGUCCGUGCCUCCCCAGGAGGCGGACGGGCUGGAGGCCGGCGAGGAGAGUUCGGUCCAGCCCAGCCACGACUACAGCGACAAGCAGGCCGUGCCCAUCUCCGUGCCAACCUACAAGCACGUGGAGCAGCACGCCGAGAGAUUCGUGGUGUACAACGUGUACAUGUCAGGCAGGCAGCUGUGCUCCAAGCGGUACCGGGAGUUCGCUAUCCUCAACCAGAACUUGAAGAGGGAAUUUGCCACCUACACCUUCCCCAAGCUGCCGGGGAAGUGGCCCUUCUCCCUGUCUGAGCAGCAGCUGGACGCCCGGCGCAGGGGCCUGGAGGAGUACAUGGAGAGGGUGUGUUCGGUGCGGGUGAUCGGGGAGAGCGAUAUCAUGCAGGAGUUCCUGUCAGAGUCGGAUGAGAACUACAACGGUGUGACGGACGUGGAGCUGAGGAUAGCCCUGCCCGACAAGACCACCGUGUCUGUGCGCAUCCGCAAGAACAGCACCACGGACCAGGUGUACCAGGCUCUGGUGGUGAAGGUUGGGAUGGACAGCGUCAUGGCCAGCUACUUCGCCCUCUUUGAAGUCAUAAAUCACUCCUUUGUGAGGAAGCUGGCCCCUAACGAGUUCCCCCACAAGCUGUACGUGCAGAACUACACGUCUGCGGUGCCUGGGACCUGCCUGGUGCUCCGGAAGUGGCUGUUCAGCCCCGAGGAGGACGAGCUGCUCCGGGACAACCCCCUGGCCAUGCACUACUGCUUCCACCAGGCGCUGGAGGACGUGAAGAAGGGCUUCAUCAAGACAGAAGACAAGUCCUACCAGCUGCAGAAGCUGGCUGAGCAGAGGAAGAUGGCCAUGUACCUGAACGUUCUGCGUUCCUGUGAGGGCUACAACGAGGUCCUGUUCCCUCACUGCUCCUGUGACUCCCGCAGGAAGGGCCACGUCAUCACCGCCAUCAGCAUCCACCACUUCAAGCUGCACGCAUGCACCGAGGACGGAACUCUGGAGAACCAGGUGAUCGCGUUUGAGUGGGGGGAGAUGCAGCGCUGGGACACGGACGAGGAGGGCAUGGCCUUCUGCUUCGAGUACGCCAGGGGCGAGAAGAAACCUCGUUGGGUCAAGAUCUUCACGCCAUACUUCAACUACAUGCACGAGUGCUUCGAGAGGGUCUUCUGCGAGCUGAAGAGGAGGAAACAGGUGGAGGAGGAAGCCUCGGACAAGGACAACAAGAACUGCAGCAGCAGCGAAUAUCUCCCUCCUCUGGAGACCCAGAAAGGCUGGCGCCAUCUAGGGGGGGAGAUCGCCACCUCCUAAGACCUCUCCACCUCCAGAACCAGAACGAGGAUCCGGAGUCCACCCACGCCAUCACAGCCACCACACAACCCAAGACGGCGCCAUUCCGCUACCAACCAUCCCAGGACGGGCUGAGACGAGCCCGACAUCACCCGAAGAUUCACUCCAAACCCAGGGAAACACACAGCGUAGAAGAGCAUUGAAGGAAAACGGGGAAAGAGCGUGAAAAAAAAAAGAAACCUACAUGUCAUUAACUAGAUGUUCAUAGAACGCCAUAGACAUUUUCCUCCUCGCAUCGCCCCUCAGCCAUGGGGGCGGGACCUUGGCAGAGUUCUACUAUCUCACUGGUUGAGGACACAGAACGAUGUGAAGCGCAAUUGGUCAUUGAGUCACGGCAGCCUGCGAUGCCAUUGGAUGAAAGGGAGCUCCCUCGCCUGCGGCGAAACGCUCGCUGGGAUUCCUGACAUCCACAAUGUGAUUGUGACGGCCAGAUCUUCGACAUGAUUGGUUCAGGUUGAAGCUCAGAUGUGCCUCUGGUCAGCUGGACUAUGAAAUGAGAUGCUGGAGUAUGGAAACAGGAAAUGAUGUAUGAGGGGAGAGAGGGAGGGGGAGUUGGGGUGGACACUACUUUCACAGGCAGACAGGAAAGAGCAUUUCACAUGCUGGAGAAGAAUCAGAUGAAGAUUUCUAAAUCAUCUAUGGAACAAAUGGCCCAGUAAACUUGUAACAGCACUGAAGGCUGAAGUAGCAGACGGCCAUGAUUCAGUUGGCUAUAUUUGCUCACGACUAUGGCAAUGUUUCGUUUAAUGACCUAUUUUAUUGUGGAGGAGGGUAAUGUAGGUCUUAGUUCUUACGCUCAAAUUGUUCCAGUGCGCUAACCAAUCUAACUUCCUCUUCAAUAAUCAUUUCUGAUGACACCCAUCAUGUAAUGUUUUGCCGAGUCACCAGAAGUGUUUUUAUUGUCAUAGUUUGGUUUCUAUAAACAAUAGGCUUUGACCUCUUUGGGUCUUACGUGACUAGAAACCAAUGUCAGGAACAUGUGUCACUGCAGUUCCCAGUAUAGCCAGCAGAGUGCAGUAUUGUGAAGUGUUUCUCAGUAUUGAGCAUAUACCAGACAGGUCUAUCAGGAAGCUCCUUAGAAAUUGCUCCCUUGGGCUGUGUAACUCACCCACUGAGUACUGCUCUGCAGUUUGUCUAUUAACCGUGUCAGGAGGGUGUGCGUGUGUGUGUGUGUGUGUGUGUGUGUUAGAGUGCAGGAUUGAGAAUGUGGAAGUGCAGGACUCUGACCACAGCAGAGCAGGUAGAAUCAUGUUGCCUGUGUCGCCUCGCUGCACCUUGUGUAACCAAGACAACACUGUAUUGGAUUUGUCCUAGUGUGUGUGUGUCGUUGAUAGGGGGUAUUGUUCCCAGCAGACAGAACAUGACCGUGUGGCUGACAGUCGAACAGAUAGAGAUGGAUGGAAGACAUUUCCUCCCCUCCAGCCCACACUCACAGGCUCUUACAGCUGUGUUAGCGUCCCUCCCGCCUUCCUCCCUCUUAUCCCCCCAUCCACUCUCCCUCUUCCACUGUUCUCCCAUCCAUCUCUCUCUUUCCUCCCUCUGUCCUCCUUCCCCACCCGAUCCCCUCAUUUCCU